Lactuca saligna is the source of this 426-nucleotide messenger RNA. The record is from the annotation of a GenBank genome assembly. Lineage: Eukaryota; Viridiplantae; Streptophyta; Magnoliopsida; Asterales; Asteraceae.
AUGUUGAAAAACAGUUCUCCUAACAUCCCAAAAACCUAUAUCCAGCUUCACACCACAAAACCUGUAUCCAUCCCAAGAUCCCUUAACCAAUUAAAUGCAAAAAUUGCCCUUGAAUCCAUUCUAUCAACCAAAGAAAAAGAAGCCAUGAAAAAACCAUCUGCCCAAAAAUUUGCCGAAUUAUUGGAUAGCCUCAUUUCAUACACCGAAGUCCAUUCCUUGAUGGGCUUUUACCCAGUAGCCAGACGCCCAGGUCCUAAAGCCGUUUUCUUAGCCGACUUAUCAGAUCCUAUGACUUUAUGGGAUUAUUUUAUUCAUGGAUUCAUCGACACCAUCUAUCUAGAAGGCACCAAUUUACAUUGCAUCAACGAGUUCCCUUUUGCUGUGCAAACUAUCAUUAGAAAUUAUAAAAUACAAUUUGCAAAAUAG